Messenger RNA from Brassica napus (rape), 888 nucleotides. RefSeq lists its product as uncharacterized. The record is from RefSeq and is a predicted model, not a curated record. Lineage: Eukaryota; Viridiplantae; Streptophyta; Magnoliopsida; Brassicales; Brassicaceae. The transcript has 3 exons. The coding region runs from base 1 to 888 and encodes 295 amino acids.
AUGGCUUUGAUGGUGACUGCUCCUCCGUCGCGUUUCAGGCCGCCUCCAGAUCCGCCGCCGCGUAAGUCACCUCCGCUUGAAGCUCCCUCUCCCAUCGAUCCACCGGAACCGCCAGACCCUCCUGACGUUUCCUUUCUCCUCGCUCUUCCUCGAAGCCCCAGCUUUUCCUCCUGUCCGUCUCUCCAAGCUCUUACCCGAAUCUUAGAUCUAAAGCUUCCUCUUCCAUGGAUGGUUUCUAAGAUAAGUGGUGGUGAUGUUCCGCUUGUGUCUACCGGUGAUAGUACUUUCGUCUACAGGCGGUUGCUCUGUUCGGUAUGCAAGUCGUCUUCAUGUCGACACAUGGACUGGUCUUCCAUCAGCUCCUGUUCCGACUUAUCUUUCCUCCCUUUUAAGGGUUUCCAGGUUCACUUCAGCUCGUCAAUUUCCGCUUUUUGCUCUUCUGUUGAAUGGGAUAUAAAGCUAUUUGUCUGUGUGAGUUUGGAAUUGAGGACCAUAGCUUUAGCCGAUGAUGUACUUAUGGACUUAACUUCUGUUGGUUCUACCUUUGUGCUCUUUGGUGGUCCUUUUGUCGCCUCAAUGCGAUCUCUUACUGCUGUGUGCAGUUCUCUUACUGCUGUGUGCAGUUCCCUUCCUGCUGUGUGCAGUUCCCUUACUGCUGUAUGCAGUCCUCUUUCGUUGAGAGAGAAAUUCAUUGAUAAAGUUAGCUGGAUGAAUAUGAUUAUGGCGGAUUCAGAUUAUCCGUUUGUCUCCUGUUUGGAGCAGUCUCUUUUCCCAAUAUUUCCUCAUGUAUGGAGUGAAUUGGAUGAACAAGUGUCGUUGGUAUUGCAAGGAUCUUCCUCCCAGCGAGUACUCUCCUCUGCGUUUGGUGCACUUUGUAUCCUCCUCUGA